Molecule: messenger RNA, 1442 nt
Organism: Manihot esculenta (cassava)
Lineage: Eukaryota; Viridiplantae; Streptophyta; Magnoliopsida; Malpighiales; Euphorbiaceae
Product: polycomb group protein FIE1
Exons: 13
Coding region: 93-1205 (370 amino acids)
Biological process (GO): negative regulation of transcription by RNA polymerase II
Cellular component (GO): ESC/E(Z) complex
Molecular function (GO): protein binding; nucleosome binding
Source: RefSeq, a predicted model, not a curated record
GCUGUGUCGUUGCAGCGUCAAACAAUUGCCUGUUCAGACCAGAGCAAUCUAACUUAAUUUGCUUGAACGGAACAUCUGAAACUGGGCGGUCGAUGGCGAAAAUUGCGUUAGGGUGCGACCCAGUUGUGGGUUCACUAGCCUCAUCCAAGAAGAGAGAGUACAGAGUCACCAACAGAUUGCAGGAGGGGAAGCGUCCCCUCUACGCCGUCGUUUUCAACUUCAUUGACUCGCGUUACUUCAACGUCUUCGCCACCGUGGGCGGGAACCGGGUGACUGUUUAUCAAUGUCUUGAAGGAGGCGUUAUAGCAGUUCUGCAAUCAUUCGUUGAUGAAGAUAAGGAUGAAUCUUUUUACACAGUGAGCUGGGCAUGUAGUAUUGAUGGAAUUCCAUUUAUUGUAGCUGGAGGAAUCAACGGUAUCAUCCGUGUAAUUGAUGCCAGCAAUGAAAAGAUACACAAGAGUUUUGUUGGGCAUGGGGACUCGAUAAAUGAAAUCAGGACUCAGCCCUUGAAACCUUCACUUGUGGUGUCUGCAAGCAAAGAUGAAUCAGUUCGGCUGUGGAAUGUUCACACUGGAAUUUGCAUUUUGAUAUUUGCUGGAGCCGGGGGUCAUCGCAAUGAAGUCCUAAGUGUGGACUUCCAUCCAUCAGACAUAUAUCGAAUUGCAAGUUGUGGAAUGGACAACACUGUCAAGAUUUGGUCAAUGAAAGAGUUUUGGACAUAUGUAGAGAAGUCAUUCACAUGGACAGAUCUUCCAUCAAAAUUCCCAACAAAAUAUGUACAAUUUCCUGUGUUCAUAGCUUCAGUUCAUUCCAAUUAUGUUGAUUGUAAUAGGUGGCUUGGUGACUUUAUGCUGUCAAAGAGUGUUGACAAUGAGAUUGUGCUGUGGGAGCCCAAAAUGAAGGAACAGUCGCCUGGGGAGGGUAGUGUUGACAUCCUUCAAAAAUACCCUGUUCCUGAAUGUGAUAUUUGGUUUAUCAAGUUUUCUUGCGAUUUCCAUUACUAUGCAGCUGCUAUAGGGAAUCGGGAAGGGAAGAUCUACGUUUGGGAAUUGCAAAGUAGUCCCCCUGUCCUCAUCGCAAGGCUAUCUCAUAAUCAAUCCAAAUCUGCAAUUAGGCAAACUGCAAUGUCAUUCGAUGGGAGCACCAUUCUCAGCUGUUGCGAGGAUGGAACCAUAUGGCGCUGGGAUGCAACAUCAUCUUCAUAGGUCUAUCCAAGUGCAUCAGAUUCCUAACAUAGCUUAGUUUGGGCUUUUUUUUUUCUGUGUUUUCUUUCCCCAUCAGGAACCAGUUUAGUUUGACUAUCACAUUAUGUAUGAAACAGGAUUUGUAUUUUGAGAACCCAAUUUAUCUAAACUGUUCCAAAGUUAAUGGUGUUGAAGGUUGGUGCAGUUAAUGACAAGUAGCUACGCUUUGCUCCUUGUAAUAGGAAGAGUAGCAAAACA